AUGGAGAGUGGAGCAGGAAAGCAUUGGACUGAAGAGGAGGUUAAAGCCUUGUUAAGUGUCUGGUCAGAAAAAAGCAUAAGAAAGCAACUUCAUCGAACACUAAGGAAUAAAGGAAUAUUCAUCUACAUUGCUAAAAGACUACAGGACUUCGGGGUUUACAGAGACUGGAAGCAGUGCCGGGCAAAGUACAAAAAUCUGAAGUAUGAAUACAGAACAGUUAAAUAUGCCCACAACUCUGGAGAUGCUACGAAAACCAUGAAGUUUUUUCAUGAUCUGGAUGCCAUAUUGCAAUAUGAACCUGUCACACAAUUAGCAGAGGAAGAAAACGGCAGGUGCUCUGCGACUGAGACUCAGCUGACAAUAAGCACUACUACAGAGAAAACUGAAGGUGAAAUGUCAGUUGCAUUAGAAGAGGAUGAGGAUGUCUCAUCGGAUCCAUUACUUUUUAUUUCGCAUGUCAGACCAAUUGAACUAGGUAACCCGUAUCUGUGUCUCUCCACCACCCCACAUGAUGCAGGUAAUCCAACCUCAGCACUAGACGCUUCCAAAAAUCCACCUUUUAUUCCAACGGUAGCGAGCGAAGGAGGAAAACACUGGACUGUUAAUGAAGUCAGAGCUCUAAUACGCAUAUGGUCAGACAAAAACAUCCAGCAACAACUGGAGGGCACAGUGAGAAAUAAAAGAAUAUUUGAACAGGUUGCUGCUAGGCUUCAAAAAUUCGGAAUUGACAGGGACUGGAAGCAGUGCAGAACAAAGUAUAAAAAUCUAAAACAUGAAUACAAGAGCGUAAAAAACGCCCAAGACUCAGGGAAUGUGAAUAAAAGUAUGAUAUUCUUUAAUGAACUGGAUGCUAUUCUGGGACACAGUACUGUUGAACAAUCAAGUAAAUCAGAUAACAAUGAAGGCAAGAGGCCUACAGAAUGGACAGAAGCUAAUACAGAAAAGGACUCCAUAGAAACAUCAGGAGACACGGGUGAAGAGGAUUCUGUUAGUAAUGUUUCAGAAGACCUACGAGUUAUAGAAAUAAAGAAAUGUUCUAAAUCAGAGCUCCCUGCAAAGUUUGAUGAAAAUAAUACUGUAUGCAAUAGGUUGGAAGGCCCAAGGACCACACACAUAAAAGAAGAAGAAACUGGUUUAGAUGUUUCUGUGAACACUACCUCAGAGAACCUAGCAGUUCCAUACACACUGAAAGAGACUGCUGUGAUAAAAAUCUCUGAAGAUGAAGAUGACUUCAUCAAUUCCACCCAAGAAGAUCUGGAAGCCACACACAUAAAGAAAGAGACUGUUGACAUAGAUGAUGAUUCUGUAAGCACUACCUCAGAGGAUAUACCUGGUCCAUCAGUAGCAAAGCAGAGAGUUGGGACAGACAAUCAAAUUCCCUUGGAUGAUGCACAGAGUCACUUUAGAGUUAUUACAGUUACUGAUACGGGUGCAGGAAAACACUGGAGUGAUAAUGAAGUCAGAGCUCUGAUAAGCAUAUGGUCAGAUGAGAAAAUUCAACAAAUGCUUGAAGGAGCAACAAGAAACAAGGACAUUUUUGAGGAGAUUGCCAGAAGGCUAAUGAAAUGUGGAAUAGAUAGAGACUGGAAGCAGUGUCGCACUAAGUACAAGAACUUGAAAUACGAAUAUCGGGCACUGCAGAAAGAAAAUGAUCAUCUCGGUAAUCCCAGAAGAAAGAUGAGGUUUUAUGAUGAAGUUGAUUCUAUCUUAAGAAGACAACCUCUAAAUUCAGCUAGCUGGGAAUGUGAAAGCUCUAAUCUCAUAUCAGAUUCAGUGGGAGAUGUUACUGCAAACAUAGGACCCUUGGGUAUCAAGAGAAAAGCGUCUGAUGAUGGGCCAAACAUUCCUCAUAAGAGGAGUGCUUCUGAAACCACCGUAGUCCAAUUUCCGAGAAUUCUAACAGAGAGAGGACAUACAGCAACAGAAGGCAAAAAAUCACUUUUAGAAAGGCUUUGUAAACAGGAGGAAAUGCCAGACAUCAAGAGAACGCAACUGUAUGGUAAUCCAUCAUCCAUACCACAGGUGCCCGCCGCCGUCGCCAUGGCCCCCGCCGGCGCAGAACUGAAGAUCGGGAAGAAGGUGUCGGAGGGGAAGACCAAGGCGGUGUUCGAGCUGCCCGAGCUGCCCGGCUGCGUGCUCAUGCAGUCCAAGGACCAGAUCACGGCUGGCAACGCGGCGAGGAAGGACCGGCUGGAGGGCAAGGCGGCCAUCUCCAACGCCACCACCAGCUGCGUCUUCCAGCUGCUCCGAGAAGCGGGAAUGAAAACUGCUUUUGUCAGAAAACACAGUGACACUGCAUUCAUUGCAGCUCAUUGUGAAAUGAUCCCAAUUGAAUGGGUAUGUAGAAGAGUUGCUACCGGCUCUUUCCUGAAAAGAAACCCUGGCGUCAAGGAAGGAUAUAAGUUUUACCCACCCAAAAUUGAGAUGUUUUACAAGGAUGAUGCCAAUAAUGACCCACAAUGGUCUGAGGAGCAGCUAAUUGAAGCCAAGUUCUGCUUUGCUGGACUAAUCAUUGGCCAAACUGAAGUGGAUAUUAUGGCCCACUCCACACAAGCUAUUUUUGAGAUACUGGAGAAAUCAUGGCAACCCCAGAACUGCACGCUAGUAGACCUGAAGGUUGAAUUUGGUGUUAACAUGUCUACAAAGGAAAUUGUCCUUGCUGAUGUUAUCGAUAAUGAUUCUUGGAGGCUGUGGCCAUCUGGUGAUCGAAGCCAGCAGAAGGACAAGCAGUCUUACCGUGACCUAAAAGAAGUGACUCCAGAAGCACUGCAGAUGGUUAAGAGAAACUUUGAAUGGGUUGCAGAAAGAGUGGAGUUGCUGUUGAAGACAAAGAGCCAAGGGAGAGUUGUGGUGCUAAUGGGAUCACCUUCUGAUCUUAGUCACUGUGAAAUGAUCAAAAAGUCAUGUGCAAACUUUGGAAUUCCUUGUGAAUUACGUGUGACAUCUGCUCACAAAGGGCCAGAUGAAACUCUGAGAAUCAAGUCAGAGUAUGAAGGUGAUGGAAUCCCAACUGUGUUUGUGGCAGUAGCAGGCAGAAGCAAUGGUUUGGGACCAGUGAUGUCUGGUAACACUGCAUAUCCAGUCGUCAACUGUCCUCCACUCUCUGCAGAUUGGGGUGCUCAGGAUGUGUGGUCUUCUCUUAGACUACCCAGUGGUCUUGGCUGUUCCACUAUACUCUCACCUGAGGGAGCUGCCCAGUUUGCUGCCCAGAUCUUUGGUUUAAGUAACCACUUGGUGUGGGCCAAGCUGCGUUCGAGCAUGUUAAAUACAUGGAUCUCCUUGAAACAGGCUGAUAAAAAACUUAGAGAAUGCACCUUGUAAAUGGUUAAAGAAACCAACAAAUAUUGGCUACUCAGAAACAAUGGCACGUGCACAUUUGUUUUCACACUAAAAUUUUCUUUUGGAUGAGAUGGAAAUCCUAAAUUCUUUCUUGUAUAAGAGAGUGUUUUGUCAGGAUAGUUGCUCAAGUCUGCAAUUAGCCUCUUUUUUAACAUGAAAGCAUUGUCCAAAUAUUGAUCAAAUAUUUGUAACUAUCCUUUCUCAGAAUAAUGCUUUUUUGCCUUUCUCAGUGUAUACUGUUGGCUAUAUUCAACAUUAGUGUCAGAGUAAUGGUUUAGUACAAUCUAUGCUGGAAUCUAUUACUUUUUCCCUUAACAGUAUUACUAUGGAAUAGUAUUACUGAUAAGUCUCAGAUUUAUUAACUCAAAUGGACUGCUUCAUACAAAACAAAACAUGCUUUAUUGUUCCUCUGCUCUGUUAUGAAAAUCUGUGCUCCCAUAACAAUAACAUAGCAAAAGCUUGCGAUCCUAGCUAGAAAAUAGUUUUGGAAUGUGCUUGGACAUCAAGCCUUCCUAUCAGGGGCAGAUAGGAGCAUAUGUAAGAAUACUGGCCCUAUUGAAAGACACUAACAGUCUAGCUUGCAAUACUUCCUGAAGAAGUGAUCUGUUAAUGCUAAGGCUCCUUAUCCAGCUAUGGACAAGAGAUGACCCUGGAGCAGUGUAAAUAGGAACUCAGAACUAGGACUUUGCCUAUUUCCUUAACAAUUUAAGCCUUUUGCCCUCUUAAUCACAGAAGAAUAUUUUCCAUUUAGCUGUUUCUUGCUUUAACUGGCUUCUGAUAUCCUAGAUGAUGUCUUCAAACAAUUUUUAGAGGAAUUUGGAUUGUUUGAGAGAUAAUCUUCCCCCUCUCUAAGUUGGUUGCUAUGGAAACUUUAUCAAAGUGCAGGUGCAAAUAAAUUGUAUGUCAGCAAAUACUGAAGAGAUUCUUCACACAAAUAACUUGUCUGUUUUUAAUGAGGUAUUGAUUCUAACAGGUAUGCAAUUUCCUAAUUCAUGUAACAUUGCAUCCUUUCAGCAUUACAAAUAAACUAU
This is a messenger RNA of Alligator sinensis (Chinese alligator), 4370 nucleotides long. Its product is annotated as phosphoribosylaminoimidazole carboxylase and phosphoribosylaminoimidazolesuccinocarboxamide synthase. Bases 1 to 3321 code for a protein of 1106 amino acids. The record is from RefSeq and is a predicted model, not a curated record. Gene Ontology annotation, biological process: 'de novo' IMP biosynthetic process. Lineage: Eukaryota; Metazoa; Chordata; Crocodylia; Alligatoridae. The transcript has 20 exons. Gene Ontology annotation, molecular function: phosphoribosylaminoimidazolesuccinocarboxamide synthase activity.